GCCACAUUCAAAGACAAGUCCGGCUUUCAAGUGAUUCCCGCCCGACGUAUGAUCGCCUACUCAGGCGUUCCCCAGAUGUUUGCGCUCAACAAAUACUGCGAUUACUGCGAAAUUGAAUACAUCACGGUGCAUAAUUUGGUGGACGUGAUUGAAUACGAUGAGCAGAUAUGCGGCCUAAAUAGGGCCCAAUUCUUGGAGAUGGCGAUCGCAGAGUCGGGAACCAUAUCACUGCUGUGCCGGUACAUCGAGAACGGCUAUAUCGCGGGCUAUGCCAUAUUCAAGACCACAAAUGACAACUCCAUAAGCCCUCAGCCCCUCUACGCCAACAGCGACGACAUCGCCGAAGCGCUUACUUAUAACGGGAUAAUCAAGUUUGUGGGCUAUGACGGGCUCUAUCUGGAGACCUGGGAUGUGAACGAUGGCGCGCAGUAUUUGGCAGAAAAGCUAGGGCUCAGUGUCCGCCGUCGAGUGCCCAUUAUGUUUACCCGCGAGGACUUGUCCGCCAACUAUAAGAAUAUCUAUUUUAUCGGUCCGUCCGGUUUCUAUCCAUUUUAA
Molecule: messenger RNA, 555 nt
Organism: Medioppia subpectinata
Lineage: Eukaryota; Metazoa; Arthropoda; Arachnida; Sarcoptiformes; Oppiidae
Source: the annotation of a GenBank genome assembly